Phytophthora sojae is the source of this 2040-nucleotide messenger RNA. RefSeq lists its product as hypothetical. The coding region runs from base 1 to 2040 and encodes 679 amino acids. The record is from RefSeq and is a predicted model, not a curated record. Lineage: Eukaryota; Oomycota; Peronosporomycetes; Peronosporales; Peronosporaceae. Gene Ontology annotation, biological process: tRNA wobble base 5-methoxycarbonylmethyl-2-thiouridinylation. The transcript is spliced from 2 exons. Gene Ontology annotation, molecular function: iron-sulfur cluster binding; acyltransferase activity, transferring groups other than amino-acyl groups. Gene Ontology annotation, cellular component: nucleus; elongator holoenzyme complex; cytoplasm.
AUGGCGGACGUGCAGCCUCCCGCGUCGGCGCCAGACGCCACGCCCAGCGAUGCAACUGCUUCGACCUCCAUUGCUAAUGCGUCUGCUACGUCUCCUGCAAUUGCGACGUCUUCAAGCGCUCUGGGGGCCUCGCAAACGUCCGAUAUCGAGUCCAUCCAGGUGCCCAAAUCCGCCCCAAGGGGCGACGUGAACGACCCCGCCACGUACAAGCGCAGCCAGGACCCGGACUGGAAGAACACGGGGCUGGACGACAUCUACGCCACGUGGGACAAGCUGGUGCCCGUGGAGGAGCUGCCCAAAUUCGAGGAAAUGGGUCUCUUCCUGGUGGAGCACGACCCCCAAACCGCGCGCGAGCUGGAGAAGGCGUUCGUGCUGCUGCGCCGCAAGUUCAAGUGCCUGCCCAAGAAGUCCCAGAUGAAGUUCGUUCUGGGUCUUUUGGUGCAGAAGGGCGAGGCCCCCAAGGGCCUGGCGCUCGAGAAGCUGCUGGUCAAGAAGGCCCAGAAGAGUCAGUCGGGCGUGCUGGUCGUCACGGUGCUCACCAGUCCGUACCCGGAGGUGGGCGGCAAGAAGCAGCGCUUCAGCUGCCAGUGGAACUGCUACUACUGCCCCAACGAGCCGGACCAGCCCAGGAGCUACCUGCACGACGAGCCCAGUGUGCUGCGCGCCAACCGGAACGACUUUGAUCCGGUGCUGCAGUUCUGCGAUCGCUGCGUGACGCUGGCGAUGAACGGCCACCCAGUGGACAAGAUUGAGCUGCUGGUGCUGGGAGGAACGUGGGCGUCCUACCCCGUGGAGUACCAGGAGAACUUCAUCCGCGACCUGUUCUACGCGGCGAACACGUUCUUCGACAGAGAGAAGCGCGAGCGACGCAGUCUGGACGAGGAGAAGCUGGAGAACGAGACUGCAGCAGUGAAGAUCAUUGGAAUCACGUUGGAGACCCGACCGGAUUGCAUCACGCCGGAGGAGCUGCGUCGCUUCCGCCGCUACGGAUGCACGCGAGUUCAGCUGGGCAUUCAGCACACGGACGACGCCAUCUUGAAGAAGAUCAACCGCGGCUGCACCUCUGCGGACGCGGUGCGCGCGUUGAAGCUCCUGCGUGACUGCUGCUACAAGACCGACAUCCACCUCAUGCCCAAUCUUCCUGGCAGCGACCCGGAGAAGGACCGCGCCAUGUUUGACUACGUGCUGCACUCGCCGGACCUGCAGGCCGACCAGUGGAAGAUCUACCCGUGCGAGAUCACGCCCUGGACUGUGAUCAAGAAGUGGUACGACGAAGGGAGCUACGUGCCGUACUCGGACGACAAGCUCAUCGACCUGCUGAUGGACGUGAAGGCUCAAGUGCACCCUUGGAUCCGACUCAACCGUGUGAUCCGCGAUAUCCCCAGCCAGUACAUUCUGGGAGGCAUGGACGAACCCAACUUGCGUCAAGUGAUCUGCAACAAGAUGAUCGCGCGUGGCACGCCGUGCAAGUGCAUCCGGUGCCGUGAGGUGAAGACGGACGAUGCAGCUAUCGCAUCGGCUGAGUGCGUGAUUCGCGAGUACGAGGCCAACGAAGGAGCCGAGUACUUCAUUAGCUUUGAGACCCCGGACCGCUCCAAGAUCUGCGGGUUUACUCGGCUUCGUCUCUCUCAGUCCGCUGGUGGCGGUGUGUUCCCCGAGCUGGAGGGUGCCGCGUUGAUCCGCGAGCUGCACGUGUACGGUCAGUUGGUCGCUGCGAUUGCCAAGUCGAAGAAGGCUGCAGUAGAUGCCGCUGCUAGUGACGCAGAGGGCUCGCACGCUCAGCACACGGGCUUCGGUACGCAGUUGAUGAUGAAGGCGGAGGAGAUUGCUCGCGCGCACGGGUACAAGAAGAUGGCUGUGAUCGCUGGCGUGGGUGUUCGCAACUUCUACCGGCGGUUGGGCUUUGAAGUGGAAGGUGAGGGCGAGCUGAUGAUCAAGCACUUGAAGGAACUGCCUGCGCCCAGCGUCUGGUCCAAGGUGAACGCGUUCGUCUCGGACAACAUCGGUAAGGAGCUGACGCCCGGUCAGCUAGUGCAUUGA